This is a messenger RNA of Ceratosolen solmsi marchali, 13551 nucleotides long. Its product is annotated as dynein beta chain, ciliary. The transcript has 68 exons. The record is from RefSeq and is a predicted model, not a curated record. Gene Ontology annotation, cellular component: axonemal dynein complex. Gene Ontology annotation, biological process: microtubule-based movement. Gene Ontology annotation, molecular function: minus-end-directed microtubule motor activity; dynein intermediate chain binding; dynein light intermediate chain binding. The coding region runs from base 1 to 13530 and encodes 4509 amino acids. Lineage: Eukaryota; Metazoa; Arthropoda; Insecta; Hymenoptera; Agaonidae.
AUGGAUGUGUGGUUCCAGUUAAAGGCAAAUAAUAAAUAUAAGAAUAUAAUGCUGCACUUUUUUGAGAUAGCAACGGAAAACAUGCUGUUAAUAGAAAUGUCUCCAGUUGGUAUCUUGAUUCCGUUUUCUUUUAUACAGCUGAAUUAUAAAACGCGAUACUGUUACUUCUUAAAACGCGAUUCUGUUGUACUUACGGGUGAUAAUUGCCAAGAAAUGCUAUUGAUUGGCGAAAUGAUGCCGAAUUCUUUUGAUGAAUUGGCCACUAUUGUACAAGAUGUUUUCAUUCCUAUUUUGACAAAUCCAGAAAAUCGCCAUGAAUGGCCAGCAGUAAUUGCCGAAGACGUAAAGAGGCAUAUUUAUGAACUUCGUAAUUUAAUAUGUGAGAUUAAAAGUAAAAUUGGUGGAGAAACGAUGUUGCCAAUGCCGAUGGAUAUUGAGCAGAUCUUUGGAGAAGAUCCAGUAUCAUUGAAACUAAAGGCGAACAUUGAGGAAACUGUUGUGAAGUGGUCAAAAAAUAUUAGCGAGGUUCUCUCUAUAUUUUUUAUACCAGAAGAAUAUCCUGUGCCUAAAGAUGAAAUUACAUUUUGGAGAAAAAGACUUAAUAAUGUGGAGUUAAUUUAUGAUCAAUUGAGAGAUCCACGAGUCAAGAGAAUGGCAAUAAUAUUAGAAAAAUUUAAGAGUCCUUAUCUAGAAUCUUUAGAAAAUAAUUUUAAAACUAUUGUUGGUGCUGUAGUUGAAGCACGUGAGAUUUGUUUAUACUUAUUGCCACUCGAAAAGCUUUUUCAAGAAAUUGAAAACCAGUCCAAUUUUUUGUUGAUUGAAUCGAAAUUAAAACCUUUAAUGCAUUGUAUUUGCUUGACUUGGUCUCGUUCGAAAUACUAUUGCAAAAGUACAAAUAUUGUGACGCUUUUCCAAGAAUUUACGAAUCUAAUUAUUAUGAAGGCUUCUGAUUAUUUGGAUCCAGGUUCACUAUUUCAAGGAGAAAGUGAAGACAGUUGGAAUAAAAUUAAUCAAACUAUAAAAACUGUCGAUCAUUAUAAAGAAGUUUUUAAUAUUUUUCGCGGCAAAGUCGUAAGCUACUUUCGCAACACGCGAGAUCCACUUGGUUGGAAUUUUCAUGAAAAAUUAAUCUUUGAAAGACUAUUCAAGUUUUCUGAGCGUUUAAAACAGUUAAAGAUUAUUUUUGAGAUUGCACGAGAGUAUUUUAAAUUAGAAAAAAUUGAAAUUGCUGGACUUAAAGGUAGAAAAUUAGGACCAAUGGUUUUAGAGAUUUAUGAAAGUUUUAUAAAGUUUUACAGUAAUUUUUCAAAUGUCAACUACGAUAUGUUACUACCUGAAGAUUCUAAGUUUGAUAAUGAUCUACAAACAUUUUUCGCUCAGAUUGAAGAAUUUGAUAGAAGAUUAGGUACGAUUUUUUAUCAAGCUUUCUCAGAAUGUCAUACGUUAGAAAGCAUGAAUAAAUUUAUUUUAAAUAUUGGAACAAUAGUUAACAAACCAAUUAUUUUUCAACAAUUAUGGCCGUAUUAUGAAACGAUAUUAAUUAAAUUACACGAAGAAAUAGAUACGGUAAAAGUGAUAUUUGAUAAAAAUGUAAUAUUAUUUCAAAAUAACGAUUACAUAGAUAUCGAUGAAAAUUUUUCUCCAAUAGCGAGUAAAUUUUGUUUUUUAAGAAAAUUAAAAAUUCGUAUUGGGAAUGCAAUCGAAUGGACUAAAACCAUAGAACAUCCAAUUAUACAUUCUAAUUCCAUGAUAUUUGCUAUGGAAAAAUAUAAUGAACUUCUUAAAUUAAUAAAUGAGAAAGAAGAAGAAAUUUUUGUACAAUGGGCAGAAAAAGUACCGGAAUUAUGUGAAAUUGGGUUAUUAAAAACUUUAUUUCUUAAAGAAGAGGAUGAACAAUUAGCAAGCAAUUUUGACGAAAAUUUGGGAACAAUUAUACGUGAAGCAAAAUUUAUGAUAAUGAUUUUGGACAUAACAGAUUUACCGAUUGAAGCUUUAGAUAUUUUUGAGAGGGCUACCUUUUUUUAUGAUAGCAGUUUAAAGGUUAAUAAUAUUGCAAAACGGUACAAUCAAAUAAAUAACUCAACAUCUGAAAUUGAAACAUUUUUAAUUAAUGAUGAAAUGCGAACAAUUAAUGAGCUGCUAGAUUAUGCUCAAGAAAAUUAUACUUGGAAUACACCUGAUGUAGCUGAAUAUGUAGAGAAGUUGCAUGAUAUAGUUACAACGCUCCAUCAACGAAUUUUCCUCGCUCAAGAUAAUCUAGCAAAAUUGUUUUCACGACUUAAUAGCUGGGCAAAAACUCCAGUUAUCAAGCGAAAGGACAAUAAGGUCAACAAGUUAUUAGCUAUUGGUGAUAGAAAGGAAAUAUUUAAGAAGAGGUAUGAUUUGAUAUCAUCCGAUGCGGAAGAAAUUGAUCGGGUCCUCGAAUUAAACUACAAACUAUAUUUCGAUUUGAUCCCUGAUCGAAUAGAAUUAUAUGAAGCUAAUGAAGUUUCAGUAAAUGAAGAGGAGGAAGAACGCAGUAUGAGGGAAGAAAAAACAGAGACAGUAAGCGAUACAAUUACGGAAACUGAAGAAAAAACAGAAAUGGAAGAAGUAUCUGAAGUGUCCCUAUCACCUUCUGAGAAACUUCGUCGUGAAGAAGUGUCGGCUAUGGAAGCUGAGCUCGAAGAGCAACAUCGAGAAAAAUGGAAAAUGUACUUAACAUAUGUUGAUGAACUCGUCGUCAAAGUCCUUAUUCAAGCCAUUACAACCAGUAUUCGUUAUAUAAUCAAUGAAACGGAUGAGAUGGCAGACAUAAAACCUCUAUUUGAGAUACAGCUUUUACUAGAGCCCUGGGGUAUCGUAUAUGAUCCAUCCGUAGAUAUCAAUGAUUCAUCGAGUUUUUACGCCCUUUACGAGGAUAUUAUGCUUGAUAUUAUGAGAAUGGCUACUUUAAUACCAAGAAUUGAUUCCAAACUGAUACCUGAUCGCGAGUUUUAUACAAUUGACAUGGCUGAAAACGAAGAGAUAAUAGUAAUUCUUGAAGAUACUGCAACUCGGUUUAAAAAAGUAUCAAGACAAGCUAAAGAAUAUGCAAAGAGAUUCGAAGAAUAUUCGUGGCUUUGGCUAGAUGACACGGAUUUGUACUUAGAGUUUUUUUUGCACUUUGCUCGUACUCCCACUGAAGACGAAAAAAUCCAUGUGGCUCAAACUGGAAAUUUUGAAACGUUGAAUUCACAAUCUUUUCAUAAGCCAGAACUAGGGGAUUUCAAAAGCGAAUUGGAUAGAUUUUUAGAUCUAUACAAUACAUGCAAUACAAUUGAGAAUACAAGAAUUUUCAAUAAAUGGUUGAGGGUUAAUUUAGCGGCAAUGAAGCAGGGUUUUCUUAAUACCAUUUGCAAGUGGUCGAACAUACUGAAACAACACUUAGUUAAUCGUGUUAAUAGAAGUUUGGAAGACUUGACAGAAUUUUUCAAGCAAGCUCAUACACGAUUUGUACAACCUGUAGAAAAAGACGAUUAUGACGGCCUUCUUAACACAAUUUAUUAUUUGAAGGAAGUUAGAGAUCGUACAUAUGAAAUUGACCAUAUAUUUAUACCUAUUAAAGAUACCAUUCAAUUAUUAUAUGAAUAUCAAGUGGAAUUUAAUGAAGAAACUCAUAAUUCUUUAAUAGAACUACCAGAGUAUUGGACCUCAAUAAAGAAAAUGGCAUCACAAGUUAAACAAAUAGUUGCACCUCUGUUUACCGCACAAGUUGAUUGGCUAAAGAAAAAACUUACGUACUUCGAUUAUCGCCAACGAAAAUUAUUAGUAAAAUUUCACAGCAACGAAGCCUUUAAUCCUGAAUGCGAAGAUACAUAUACAGUUCUUGACGUCAUGAAUUUGCAUGUAUUCGAGUUAUUAGAAGAACUACAGGAGAUGACUCGAACUUCGGAAAUAUUUGAACAACCAAUGCCCGAAUUCAAGGAAAUUGAGCAGGUUCGUCGAGAAAUAAAAAUGUUGAAGAAACUGUGGGACUACAUAAAUGUAAUUGUUUCGAAUCUAGACGAAUGCAAGAAAACUAUAUGGAAGAAGUUAGAUAUAGAAGGCAUUGAUAUUGAAUGCAAAAAAUUCACAAGGGAAUUAAGACUUUUAGAUAAAGAAGUAAAGUCUUGGGAAUUGUAUCGGUUCAUUGAAAAUCAGUUACGAAACAUGAUGUCAUCUUUAAGAUCUGUUUCAGAAUUGCAAAAUUCAGCAAUUAAGGAGAGACAUUGGCAACAAUUGAUGGCUGAAACUAAGGUGAAAUUUACAAUGAACGAUAAAACAACGCUCGCUGAUCUAUUAAAACUUGAUUUGCAUAAAUAUGAAGAAGAAGUGAAAAAUGUCGUUGAUAAAGCUGUUAAAGAAAUGGCAAUGGACAAGAUAUUAAAUGAAUUGAAUAGUGUAUGGAAUCAACUAGAAUUUGAAAGAGAUUUCUAUGACAGAACAAAAUUAUAUAUUUUACGAAUUAAUGAAGAGACAAUAGAUAUAUUAGAGGAAAAUCAAGUACAACUGCAAAAUAUGCUAGCUUCAAAGUUUAUUGGCUACUUUUUAAAAGAAGUAUCAGUUUGGCAAGAAAAAUUAUCUAAAGCAGAUGCAGUCAUUAAUAUUUGGUUUGAGGUGCAAAGAGCAUGGGUGCAUUUAGAAAGUAUUUUCAUCGGUUCUGAGGAUAUUAGAAACCAAUUGCCCGAGGAUUCGAAGCGAUUUGAAAAAAUUGAUCGAGAUUUCAAAGAUUUGCUACGAGAUAUGUCAUUAAAUUUGAAUAUAGUUAAGGCAACGAAUAAACCAUAUUUACUUGAAAAACUCGAAGAGUUAGAAAAGCAAUUAAAUUUGUGUGAAAAAGCACUUGCUGAUUAUCUAGAAACAAAGAGGCUGAUUUAUCCAAGAUUUUAUUUUAUUUCUCCUGCAGAUCUACUUGAUAUUUUGAGCAAUGGAAAUCAUCCUGAAUUAGUUUGUAAGCAUUUAUCAAAAUUAUACGAUUCCAUUGCUAAUUUAACAUGGAAAGUGGAAAAUGGAAAAUAUACUAAGAUAGCGUAUGAAUUUAUUGCGAAAGAUGGAGAAAAUAUGAAGAUGUAUGGAUUAUGUGACUGUAGUGGAAAAGUAGAAGUAUGGUUAAAUCGAGUCACAGAGUCAAUGAAACGCACAGUAAGAUUUCACUUUAGUCAAGCUGUAAACUCUUAUGUUCAAAAACCUCGAGAUGAGUGGUUAUUUGAUUAUGAAGCUCAACCAGCACUUUGUGGUACGCAAAUUUGGUGGACUAGUGAAGUAAACAUGGCAUUUGCCAGAUUGGAAGAGGGUUUUGAAAAUUCUUUAAAAGAUUAUCAGAAGAAACAGAGUGUUCAAUUAAAUGUUCUGAUUUCAUUGCUAAUCGGGAAUCUAACAGAAAAUGAUAGACAAAAGAUCAUGACAAUUUGUACAAUAGAUGUCCAUGCUAGGGAUGUUGUUGCCAAGUUGAUUACAAUGAAAGCUGAGACGGCUUCAAGUUUUCAAUGGCAAUCACAAUUAAGACAUCGAUGGGACAAUAAACUUGGUGACUGUUUUGCAAAUAUUUGUGACGCGUGCUUCGGUUAUUGUUAUGAGUAUCUUGGCAAUACACCUCGCCUCGUUAUAACACCGCUUACUGAUCGCUGUUACAUUACAUUAACACAAUCAUUGCACUUGAUAAUGGGAGGAGCACCCGCAGGACCAGCUGGUACUGGUAAAACUGAGACAACCAAAGAUCUUGGCCGAGCAUUAGGACAGAUGGUUUACGUUUUCAAUUGCUCUGAACAAAUGGAUUAUAAGUCUUGCGGAAACAUUUAUAAGGGCCUUGCCCAAACCGGUGCUUGGGGUUGUUUUGACGAAUUCAAUCGCAUCAGCGUAGAGGUACUUUCCGUAGUAUCAGUUCAGGUAAAAUGCGUAUUGGAUGGUAUAAAGAACCACAAGAAAACUUUUAUGUUCUUUGGACAAGAACUAAACCUCAUUUCAACUGUUGGCAUGUUUAUUACUAUGAAUCCUGGAUAUGCAGGUAGAACAGAACUGCCUGAAAAUUUGAAAGCACUUUUUAGGCCUUGCGCUAUGGUAGUACCCGAUUUUGAAUUGAUUUGCGAGAUCAUGUUGGUAGCCGAAGGCUUUCAAGAGGCACGAUUACUUGCCCGCAAGUUUAUCACUCUUUACACACUAUGCCGAGAACUAUUGUCUAAACAAGAUCAUUAUGAUUGGGGUCUCAGAGCUAUAAAAUCCGUGCUUGUAGUAGCGGGUAAGCUGAAGAGAGAUGAUCAUCUUAGGCCCGAAGAUCAGGUCCUUAUGCGCGCUCUCCGAGACUUCAAUACGCCCAAGAUCGUCACUGACGACGUGCCAAUUUUUAUGGGUCUUAUCGGUGAUUUGUUCCCUGCUUUAGAUGUGCCAAGAAAACGUGAUCUCGAUUUUGAAAAGAAAGUUAGAGAAGCUACUUUAGAUUUGAAUUUACAACCUGAAGAUGGUUUUAUAUUAAAAAUUGUACAACUUGAAGAAUUAUUAUAUGUUCGUCAUUCCGUCUUUAUCGUUGGUUUUGCUGGAACGGGUAAAUCACAAGUUUGGAAAACACUUUAUAAAACAUAUCAAAAUAAUAAACUGAAACCUUAUUUUAAUGAUUUGGAUCCAAAAGCUGUAACGAAUGAUGAACUUUUUGGAAUUAUUAAUCCAGCAACUAGAGAAUGGAAAGAUGGUUUGGUGUCCAUACUGAUGCGUGAUCAAGCAAAUAUGCAAGGCGAUGGACCGAAGUGGAUAAUCUUUGACGGAGAUAUCGAUCCUAUGUGGAUUGAAUCACUUAAUACAGUCAUGGACGACAACAAAGUUUUGACUUUAGCCAGCAAUGAACGAAUUGCUCUCACUAAGCAAAUGAGGCUUCUUUUCGAAAUAUCAAACUUAAGAACGGCUACUCCAGCUACCGUUUCAAGAGCUGGAAUUCUCUAUAUCAACCCACAAGAUCUAGGAUGGAGUCCAUUUAUCCAAAGUUGGAUUGAUACUCGAGACUCUGGUGAACGAGCAAAUCUUAUGAUACUUUUUGAGAAAUAUAUACCAAUAUUACUUGAUGUAAUGAAAUCAAAAUUCAAAAAAAUUACUCCAAUUCCUGAAAUCUGUCAUCUUGAAAUGCUUUGUAAUUUAUUAGAUUGCUUUUUAACCAAAGAAAAUGUACCUCCUGAUUGUCCAAAGGAAUGGUAUGAGUUAUAUUUCACUUUUGCUUGCAUUUGGGCUUUUGGAUCGACAUUAUUUCAAGACCAGUUAGUUGACUGGCGUAAUGAAUUCAGCAAAUGGUGGGUGACAGAAUUUAAAGUUGUCAAAUUUCCAUCGGGUAGUAAUAUUUUCAACUAUUUUAUUGAUCAAAAAACGAAAAAAUUAUUGCUUUGGGAAGAAAUUGUUGGGAAAUUUGAACUCGAUCCGGAUACACCACUGCAGUCAAUGCUGGUGCCAACAGCUGAGACUGUACGCAUACGAUUUUUCAUGGACAUGCUAAUGGCACGCAAUGUUCCGGUGAUGUUGAUUGGCAACGCCGGAACUGGUAAAAGCGUUAUGGUCGCUGAUAAACUAUCUAGUCUAUCAGAAAACUACUGCAUAGCAAAUGUACCCUUCAAUUUUUACACAACGUCAGAAAUGUUGCAAAGAAUUUUAGAAAAACCGCUUGAGAAGAAAGCUGGUCAUAAUUAUGGUCCUCCAGCCGGGAAAUCAUUAAUUUAUUUCAUUGACGAUAUGAACAUGCCGGAAGUAGAUACGUAUGGAACUGUUCAACCACAUACUAUAAUUCGUCAACACAUGGAUUAUAAUCAUUGGUAUGAUAGACAGAAAUUUGUAUUAAAAGAUGUUAGUAAUACUCAAUAUAUUUCGUGCAUGAAUCCAACAGCUGGUGCUUUUACUAUUGAUCCAAGAUUACAGCGUCACUUUGCUGCUUUUGCUGUAAGCUUUCCCGGUAAAAAUGCACUUAUUACAAUCUAUAGUCAGAUUUUGGAACAACAUUUGACAAAUCCAUUUAACAAAAUAUCUCCAGCCAUAAAUAAAGUAACUGAUCAAUUAAUAGCAUGUGCUAUGUAUCUUCAUGACAAAGUCACUGUGAAUUUCUUGCCAACAGCUACAAAAUUUCAUUAUGUCUUCAAUUUAAGAGAUCUUUCAAAUAUCUUCCAAGGUAUUUUAUUUGCAAAUGAUAACACAAUACCGCACAUUGAGGCUUUUUAUCGUCUUUUUAUUCAUGAGGCUUCUCGAGUUUAUUCUGAUAAAUUAGUUGAUUUGGAAGAUAAAAAUCUUUUUGACAACCUUAUUCGUGAAGCUUUGCGAAAAAAUUUACCCGCAUUCGAUGAAAAUUUAAUUUUUACUGAGCCUCUAAUAUUCUGUCAUUUUGCUGGCGGUAUCGGCGAUCCAAAAUAUAUGGCAAUACAAGACUGGCGUCAUCUUAAAAAAUUAUUGAACGAUGCUCUUACGAGUUAUAAUGAAUUGGUGGCUGCAAUGAGUUUAGUAAUGUUUGAAGAUGCUAUGUAUCAUGUUUGUCGAAUAAAUAGAAUUCUGGAAUCUCCAAGGGGUAACGCGUUACUAGUUGGCGUCGGUGGUAGCGGAAAGCAAUCUCUAUCACGACUAUCUUCAUAUAUUUCCACUUUACAAGUUUUUCAAAUACAAUUAAGAAAGGGGUACUCUAUGAAUGAUCUUAAAGCAGAUUUGUCUCUUCUUUACUUAAAAGCUGGUGUGAAGAACAUUGGCAUAACAUUCCUAAUGACAGAUUCACAAGUUGCGCAAGAAAAGUUUUUGGUUGUUGUGAACGAUAUGUUGGCUUCUGGAGAAAUUGUAGAUCUCUUUCCAGAUGAUCAAAUCGAGGGUAUAAUCGGUGCAAUGAAAAAUGAGGUUAAGCAGGCGGGAAUACCGGACUCUAAAGAGAAUUGCUGGAAAUUCUUCAUAGAAAAAGUCCGAAGGCUAUUAAAAUGCAUUCUCUGUUUUUCUCCAGUCGGUGCGACAUUACGUAAAAGAGCCAGACAAUUUCCAGCUAUAGUCAAUUGCACAUCGAUCAACUGGUUUCAAGAUUGGCCACAGUCAGCAUUAGAAUCAGUGUCUUUACAAUUCCUCUCCGAACUUAAUGCACUGCCUGCGGAAAGUCGUAAUCAAGUUUCUUUAUUUAUGUCAUACGCGCACACGAGUGUCAAUGAAAUUUCCAAACUUUAUCUUCAUAAUGAAAGGAGAUAUAACUAUACAACGCCCAAAUCAUUUCUGGAACAAAUUGCCUUAUAUUCCAAACUAUUAAAUGAGAAAACGUUUGAUUUACAAUCUAUGAUCGAAAGAUUAGUAAAUGGUUUGGAAAAGCUCGAUUCUUGUGCUGGACAAGUUGAUGAAUUAAAAGAGGUUUUAGCUAUACAAGAAGUUGAUCUAAAAAAAAAAAAUGACGAAGCUGAUAAAAUUUUAUCAGAGGUUACAGCUGAAAAUACGAAAGCAGAAGUUGAAAAGGCUUUUGUAUCCGAGGAAGAGUUUAAAGUUGCGGAUAUCAAAGAAAAUGUUUUACAAAACCAAAGAAGAUGCGAUGAAGAUUUAGCAAAAGCUGAGCCUGCAGUUCGAUCAGCUGAAGAAGCUUUGAAUACUUUAAAUAAGAAUAACUUAACGGAAUUGAAAGCCUUUGCAUCACCACCACUAGCGGUUGCGAAAGUAGCACAAGCAGUUCUGGUUCUUUUUUCACCUAAGGGCAAAGUUCCCAAAGACAGAUCUUGGAAAGCUUGCAAAAUUAUGAUGGGUAGAGUCGAUCAGUUUCUUUCAAAUCUUAGAAACUAUGACAAGGGAAAUAUUCAUCCUGAAGUUAUUAAAGCCAUUAAACCUUACAUCGAGGACAAAGAAUUUGAUCCGGAAUUUAUUCGCUCGAAGUCCAACGCAGCUGCUGGCUUAUGUAGUUGGGUAAUAAACAUCAUGGUUUUUUACUCCAUAAAUGAGACCGUAAAACCGUUGAGGCAGGCUUUAGUGCAGGCGAAUGCAGAGCUGAAAGCUGCAAUGGAUAAACUAAUUACAUUGCAAACACGUUUAGGAGAAUUACAAAAGAUGCUCGAUGUAUUAGGUUUGAAAAUGGACGUUGCAAUGGCUGAUAAAAAGAAGUGUCAAGACGAAGCAGACGCCACUGCGAUAGCGAUUGAUUUAGCAAACAGACUUGUGAAUGGGCUUGGUUCAGAAAAAAUUCGUUGGGCGGAAACUGUUGAAAAGCUGAAAACAUCGGGUGAAAAGAUCCCAGGUGAUAUUUUGCUGGUUACAGCCUUCAUAUCAUAUGUGGGUUGUUUUGGACGCAAGUAUCGGUUGGAUUUAAUGAACAUUCAUUGGUUACCAUACUUAAAAGAGCUAAAUCCAUCAAUACCCACAACCGAAGGUUUAGAUCCUCUGACACUGUUAACAGACGAUGCACAAGUUGCUCAGUGGAAUAACGAAGGUUUACCAACUGAUCGAAUGUCAGCUGAAAACGCGACAAUAUUAACUAAUUCUGCCAGAUGGCCUCUCAUGAUCGAUCCCCAGUUGCAAGGUUUGAAAUGGAUCAAGAAUAAGUAUGGUGAAAAUAUGAAAAUUCUGAGAUUGACACAUCGUAAUUAUCUCGAUAAUAUCGAACUUGCAAUUUUUAAUGGUGAAGUUUUGCUGCUGGAAAACAUUAUGGAAACUGUCGACGCAGUUCUAGAUCCUAUUUUGGGACGAGUUUUAAUAAAAAAGGGAACAGCCGUGAGAAUUGGUGACAAAGAAGUCGACUACAAUUCCAAUUUUCGGCUUCUCCUUCAAACGAAAUUAGCUAAUCCGCAUUAUAAACCAGAAAUGCAGGCACAAACCACGCUGAUAAAUUUUACGGUUACGCAGGAUGGUUUAGAGGAACAGCUUCUUGGAGAGGUGGUUAAAGUUGAGAGACCAGAUCUUGAAUCAACUAAGUCCGAACUCACUAAACAACAGAACAUAUUUAAGAUUACACUUAAAACCUUGGAAGACGAUCUGUUGCUUAGACUAUCGUCAGCUGGGCCAAACGUAUUAAGCGACGUAGCUUUGGUAGAGAAUCUUGAAAAAACGAAACGCACAGCAGCAGAGAUUGAAAUUAAAGUUGCAGAAGCCAAGAUAACAUCAGCACGGAUCGACGAUGCUCGUGAAUUAUACCGACCAGUUGCCUCACGUGCCAGUCUUCUCUAUUUCAUUCUCAACGAUCUCUGCAAGAUUAACAUGCUUUAUCAAUUCUCAUUGAAAGCAUUCAGUGUUGUCUUUCAAAAUGCCAUCAGAUUUGCUAUUGAAUCAGAGGAAAUUGAAGAACGUGUUAAUAAUUUAAUCGAAGGAAUUACUUACAUGGUAUUUGUUUAUACCAGCAGAGGACUUUUUGAAACUGACAAGAUAAUGUUUUUAUGUCAAAUGACUAUUCAGAUUUUUCUACAAACAAAGGAAAUUGAUAGACGUGAGGUAGAUUUUCUUCUUCGUUAUCCAUGUAACCCGAACAUCAUUAGUCCUAUAGAAUUCUUAAGCAAUUCCAGUUGGGCUGGUAUUAAACUGCUUAGUUCUCAAGAGAAUUUCACGAAUCUUGAUAAGGAUAUUGAAGGUGCAGCUAAAAGGUGGAAGUCAUUCGUUGAUUCAGAAAAACCGGAAAAGGAAAAGUUUCCUCAAGAGUGGAAGAAUAAGACGGCUUUUCAGAGACUCUGCAUGAUGCGUUGUCUGCGAGUUGAUCGUAUGACUUAUGCCGUUAGAUGCUUUGUAGAAGAAAAAUUAGGACCAAAAUAUAUCGAAUCGCGAUCACCACCUUUCACAAAAUCGUUCGAGGAAACUAGUUCAAUUACGCCAGUUUUUUUCAUUUUAUCACCAGGGGUUGAUCCACUUAAAGAUGUGGAGAAGUUGGGUCAAAAACUAGGUUUUACUUCGGAGGCACAAAAAUUUCAUAAUGUAUCACUGGGUCAAGGUCAGGAAGUGAUAGCCGAAAAAGCAAUGGAUUUGGCUUCGGAAGAAGGUCAUUGGGUUAUUCUACAAAAUAUUCAUCUUGUGAAAAACUGGCUGGGAAAUUUGGAAAAAAAAUUGGAACAGUUGUCUGAAAAUCCACAUGAAGACUAUCGAUUAUUCAUCAGUGCUGAGCCAAGCAGUGAUCCUCAUGAAUCGAUUAUUCCACAGGGAAUUUUGGAAUCGGCAAUAAAAAUAACCAACGAACCACCUACAGGAAUGCAAGCUAAUAUACAUAAAGCUCUUGAUAACUUUAAUCAAGAAACAUUAGAAUCGUGUACGAAAGAAGCCGAGUUUAGAGCUAUUCUUUUUGCCCUUUGUUAUUAUCAUGCCGUUGUUGCUGAGAGACGAAGAUUUGGUCCUCAGGGUUGGAACAGGAUUUAUCCGUUCAAUUUUGGCGAUCUCACAAUAAGUGUGUAUGUGUUACUUAACUAUUUGGAGAGCAACAACUCUGUACCUUGGGAAGAUCUGCGUUAUCUUUUCGGUGAGAUAAUGUAUGGAGGUCAUAUUACUGAUGACUGGGACCGAAGGCUUUGUCAGACAUAUCUCUUGGAGUAUCUGAAACCAGAACUCGUCGAUGGAGAUUUGAAUUUAGCGCCCAACUUUCCAGGACCACCCAGUAAUGAUUAUAUAGCUUAUCACGAGUAUGUCGAUGAUUACUUGCCAGCUGAGAGUCCCAUAUUAUAUGGGUUGCAUUCCAAUGCUGAAAUUGGUUUUUUGACCGUAAUUGCUGAAAAUCUUUUCCACGCAGUUUUAGAAAUGCAACCUCGAGACGCUAGUAAUCAAUCGGGUGAAGGAAUGUCACGGGAGGAGAAAGUAAAAAAUAUUAUUGAAGAUAUAAUGGAUAAAUUACCAAAUGAAUUUAAUCUCCCUGAAUUAAUGAAUAAGGUUUCAAAUCGAACUCCAUAUGUCAUCGUCGCUUUCCAAGAGUGCGAAAGAAUGAAUAUUUUAUGUGGGGAACUUCGAAGAUCACUGAUAGAAUUAGAACUUGGAUUAAAAGGAGAAUUAACAGUUAACGCCGACAUGGAAGAACUCCAAAACUAUUUGUACUUGGAUAUGGUUCCGCCUACGUGGACUAGGAAAGCGUAUCCCUCAAAUCUUGGUUUGACGAAUUGGUUUGCUGAUCUACUAAUUAGAUAUACUGAAUUGCAAGCUUGGAGUAAUGAUUUUUCGCUUCCAUCAUCAAUUUGGUUGGCUGGAUUUUUUAACCCUCAAUCUUUUCUUACCGCGAUAAUGCAACAGACGGCACGUAAAAACGAAUGGCCCUUGGAUAAAAUGUGUCUUUAUUGCGAUGUAACUAAAAAGCCGAAAACUGAAAUCAAUGCGCCGCCCAGAGAAGGUGCAUAUAUAAACGGUUUGUUUAUGGAAGGGGCGCGCUGGGAUAUGAGUAUCGGCUCUAUCGCCGAGUCCCUACCGAAGGAGCUGUUUCCCCAAAUGCCGGUCAUCUAUAUUAAAGCCAUCACACAGGAUAAGCAGGAAUUAAAGAACAUGUAUGAAUGUCCAGUGUACAAGACAAGAUCUAGGGGACCUACUUAUGUCUGGACUUUCAAUCUUAAAACAAAAGUAAAGUCUACCAAGUGGACCCUCGCCGGCGUUGCCAUCAUUUUGCAGACUUAAAGUUUUCAUUUAUUUAACUUG